ACCAGGAGGAGUUUUCCACUCAAAACGAGCAACGAAAUCAUCUUUAGGAUUUCUCCACUUAUUCCAAAAUCGACGUUGAAGAUUUGGUUUUCUCCUUCUUCAUCAAUGUCUUCUUCCAAGACUAGUCGCGUUCUUUCCAAAGAUAUGAUGAUGGAAAUUCUGUCGUGGCUUCCGGUGAAAGAUCUCCUGCGAUUCAAGUGCGUUUCAAAAGGGUGGAACCAACUUGUCUCUGAUUCUGCAUUUGUGAAACUUCACCUUCAAAGGUCCUCAAAAGACACUCACACGUUAUUGACCUUUUUGGAUGAUUCCCCUAGCUAUAGAACAAAACAUUAUGCCGUCGUUUGUCCUAUACAAGAUUUAUUUGAAAACCCAUCAUCCACCCUCGAAACUUUACCUCACAGACAUCUCCACUUCAACCGCAAGAACAGUUUUUUGGGUUCCUGCAACGGCUUGGUGUGCUUACAAGAUUCUUGUGCUAACGAUGAAUUCGAAUUUGAAGAAUACUGGUUUUGGAUGGGGAAUCCCGCAACAAGGGUGACGAGUAAUGAGUACCCACAUAUUCGUGUUAAUCACAGCGAUUAUGUAUAUCCUUUCUGGUUGGUGUAUGGGUUUGGGUACGAUGAAUGGAGUGACACUUACCAAGUUGUGUUAUUGGAUAAUAACAGGAAUCAAUCACAGAAACUGGAGGUAAAAGUUUGUUCUUUAGAGGAUAAUUGUUGGAGAAAUACUUUAAUUUGUGAUGCUGUUCACAUUCUGAUGGACCGUAGGCUUCGUGGAAUUUGUGGUGCUUUUGUGUGUGGUACUUUAAACUGGUUAGCAUAUCCGAAAUCCCGCGCUGGUGAUGAUGAAACUAAAAUGAACGAGUUAGAAAUAUUUUCUUACGAUCUGAAGAAGGAGAGUUGCAGUUAUUUCUCUAUGCCUGAUGGGAUUUUAGAAGUUAGUCUUGAUGAGGCUGCGCUUGAGAGGGACUUUCGGGAUGAAAAAUCUUGGUCAAAGUUGCUGCAUUAUAAGAAUCGUCCUUCAAUUUGUUACUACUGUCCACGUUACAUAGACAUGAUUUGUAUGCGUGAGAAGGAUGAUAUCGUGCUGCUUGCAGACACGGGUCUCGAAUCAAAAUCAGAAUUUAUUUGGUGGAACAUCAGAGACAAUAGAAUGGAGGGUCGUGAAAUUUACGACAAGGACAAAUUUAAUCUUUCCUCUUAUGAUUAUGUUCAGAGCUUGGUUUUGCCGUAUAAGAAUUAA
Molecule: messenger RNA, 1242 nt
Organism: Vigna umbellata (rice bean)
Lineage: Eukaryota; Viridiplantae; Streptophyta; Magnoliopsida; Fabales; Fabaceae
Source: RefSeq, a predicted model, not a curated record